AUGUCUGGCAUCCCACAAGUUACUGCGAAGGAAAACAACGGAGUGUCAUUUCCCUAUCCGAUGCUAAGCCCUCACAAUUACACUGUGUGGGCAAUAAAGACAGAGGCGAUCCUUGAUGCCCAGGGAGUCUGGGAGGCGGUGGAGCCGGUGGAAGGAGCCCAGGUGGAUGCAAAGAAGGAUAAAAAGGCACGUGCAUACAUCUUGCAGUGUGUCCCCAAAGACAUACUUCUCCAGAUCGCAACAAAGAAGACGGCGAAGGAAGUCUGGGACAGCCUCAAGACGAGGUACCUUGGAAGUGAUCGAGUGAAGAAGGCACGCGUACAAACGUUGAAGAGUGAGUUUGACAGCCUCCGGAUGAAGGAGACCGACACGAUUGAUGAGUUUGCUGGCAAACUCAGCGCUAUGAGCAGCAAGUUCUCCGCUCUUGGUGCCACGCUUGAAGAUUCAUCUUUGGUAAAGAAGUUACUCGAUUCUGUCCCUGAUAAGUUCUUCCCUAUUGUUGCCGGUAUUGAGCAGUUUCACGAUCUUGAGACGAUACAAUUUGAGGAGACUAUUGGGCGACUGAAGGCGUACGAGGAACGAACACUACGAUUACACAGCAACACCAACGGCACUGAAGAAGGGGAGCAACGUGGACACUUCGUCAGGAGGAAAGGGGCGUGGGUCCAGCAGCCCUAG
Messenger RNA from Zingiber officinale, 678 nucleotides. RefSeq lists its product as uncharacterized. The record is from RefSeq and is a predicted model, not a curated record. Lineage: Eukaryota; Viridiplantae; Streptophyta; Magnoliopsida; Zingiberales; Zingiberaceae. The transcript is spliced from 2 exons. The coding region runs from base 1 to 678 and encodes 225 amino acids.